AUGUUGUUUGGGGACAACGAGAAGACGGAUUGCACGGAAUGCAAUUACGAAGUCGUGUUACAACCCGCAGUCCUGUCGGGAUUUAUUGCCCCGGGUGUCGGGGAUUCGCUUCCGGGGAAAAUGGAGAAGGAAAGGUCGAUUCAAAGGGAGCAACGAGGGCUGCAGGCGCCGUUGUUCAAGUCGCCGUUUGCCGGCGGAGAAGACCAGCGGCGGUUGCAUGGCGGUCGGCCGCCUCCGCCGCCGUACCUUCAGCAAGGCGACGGCGGCCUGUAUGUUCCGCAGGCUCCGACCGCCGCCGCCGGCAGAAGGGCGGACUCUGGCAGUGGCAGCCGCACUCCGUCUGGAAAACAAAAACAAGAUUCUUCGGGACUUUUUCUUCGUCGAAAGGAAGAAUCAGUCGGAAUUUGCGUCAGCGCACAAAAGGAAAGCAGACCGGAAUUGACCCACUUGUGUGCCACCUUGCCCACGUACGUCGCAUCCCUGUUCAAUCGGCUUGGCUGUGCUGGACUCAUCACUUUGGAACGAGAGCGAUAA
Notodromas monacha is the source of this 534-nucleotide messenger RNA. Lineage: Eukaryota; Metazoa; Arthropoda; Ostracoda; Podocopida; Cyprididae. The record is from the annotation of a GenBank genome assembly.